Sesamum indicum (sesame) is the source of this 535-nucleotide messenger RNA. NCBI's taxonomy places the organism in Eukaryota, Viridiplantae, Streptophyta, Magnoliopsida, Lamiales, Pedaliaceae. The record is from RefSeq and is a predicted model, not a curated record.
UCUUCCUCAGUCGGCAUGCACAAGAGAAAGUUGAAGACAGAACUCGGUCGAUCACCCAAGCAGAUGGAAUUAUUCGAGUGAUGCUACAAGAAAAAAGAGGAAGGCAAUUGGAGCAGGCCAAGGGCGACGGAGGUGGUGAAAAUGCUAGAGGAUCGUCAGCCUCACCCACUGCCGAAGACCAUGAUGCCCCCCCCCCUCGAAUCGGGGGCUUCGGGGACGAUAACGAGCAACAAAUGUGGUUGGCUGCAGUUGGGAGCAAGAACAAGGGCCGAGUAGGCCUUGGUUUUGAGGCCCACGUCUCCAACCGAACAUUCACAUCACCAUCGCCACCCCCAUCGACACCACCACUGCCACCGCCAUCGCCACCAAGGAGGACUGCAUCGGUUGCCUCGAGCUCAUGAUGGCCGACAUGAUGGUCAUGAUGAGGGAGAUGAGGAUUUCCUUUUCGACUGCAGCACCGCUUCCGACAGAUCCCCAGCCUCGGAUUAGGCCGAUAUGGACGUCGCUGAUGAGGAGGGAUUAGAUUUGAUUUUAU